This is a messenger RNA of Folsomia candida, 3919 nucleotides long. Its product is annotated as melanoma-associated antigen D4. Gene Ontology annotation, cellular component: nucleus. The coding region runs from base 203 to 2161 and encodes 652 amino acids. The transcript is spliced from 9 exons. The record is from RefSeq and is a predicted model, not a curated record. NCBI's taxonomy places the organism in Eukaryota, Metazoa, Arthropoda, Collembola, Entomobryomorpha, Isotomidae.
GCGGGUCUAUCGAUCGGCUCGUCUUCUUCGUUUGGGUUCUGUUCUGGCGUCCCUCCUGUGUAAAGGAGGCAUAUCAUUGUUCUGGUGGAAGUGAGGACGUUGAUACGGUUUUUCUGUUAAAUAAAGCACAUGAAAUUCGACUGAUUUCAUUAUCGAGCAACAAGUUAUCGGCUUCAGAUUCAGCUUGACACCUGUUAAGAAGAUGCCUCCAAGGAGGAAAAGUGCACGAGCGUUAGCGGCGGAAGCGUUGGCGAGACAAACGGCCCAGGCCAACGCUGCAGCGACGAUGGAAGCGGCCAAACAAGCAGCCGCGAGAUCCAAUUCGCCACAACGUAUUGCGGCGCCUAAGGCACCACCUCCAAAGAAACAACAGGGCGCAAAGGCUAAGACGCCCGCGCCAAGGAAAUCGACCAGGGGAAGGGGACCACCUCCCCCAUUUUUUGAUCUCCCACCACCACCCACGCCCAGGAUUCGCUAUGACGAUGAGGAAGAUGAAGGGGUGGUGUCUCACCUCCCUCCUCCGUCUACACCUCUACGUGAGGUCAGCGAUGAUGAGAUUGAAGAGCAGCCAUCAACGUCGAAAGGUGUCAUGUUGCAACCUGUUGUCGCACCAGCCUCGAAACCUGUUAAGAAGGGCAAGGGUAAGAAAAAGAAACAAUCUUCCUCAGAAGAAGAUGAAAAUAAGGAGAAGGAAUCUGAUAAGCAAGAAGGUGUUGAUUUGGGUCCAAUAGAAACUGUAAACUUGGAAUCGUCUGAUGAAGAGCAUCAAGCAAAAGUUUUUGAACGGGUUCUGGCGAAAUUGGGAGAUCGAUUUGGAGUUGUUGGAGGACCUCCCACCAAGAGAGCAACGCCACCACCUAUUCUUCAUCCAAUGAGAAUUGGGACCAAACUCAUCACCGUUAAACCCGGAGUCACAAUGGUCAUUGAUGACAUGGUCCACAACAUCGUGUACUACUUUAUCAUGAGUCAACACAAGAAAACUCCCGUGAAGAGAUUAGAUCUCCUGAAACAUUGCAUGAACGGACAAAAGAAGAACUACAACGAAGCACUUGCCCAAGGUGAAGCUGUUCUGAGCAAGGUAUGCGGGAUUAAAAUCGUUGGAUUGGACCAAGGAAAGCAGGGCUUCAUUACAUACAUGGCAAUUAGCAAUUAUUUGAGUGAUGUUGCAGAAUUGGUCACCGUCAGGUCUGCAGAUCAAUAUGCGAAGCGAGCAGCCCUCUUUCUGACUCUGGUCAUCAUGUUUAUGACCAACAAACCACUUUCCGAAGAUGAGGUCUGGAGUCUCAUUUGUGAGUUUGAAUUGGAAACAUUGAUGUGCACCAAGCGAGAGGACUUUCAUAAAUUUAUGAAAACGGAAUAUGUCCAGACACUGUAUUUCACUUCCGAAGAGAUCAUGGAUGAUGCUGACGGCGUUGGAUAUAGAUAUUCCUGGGGACCACGGGCACAUCAUGAAAUCAGCAAAUGGGCUAUCCUGAAAUUUGUUGCAAAACAAUUUGCAGGUGCAAGACCCGAAGACUAUGAGCUCCAACUGCAGAUAGCUAAAAUAGAUGAGCGGGAGGUGAUUGAAGCUGAUAUAGCAGCAUAUCAAGCGGAAUUGGCACUAGCACAGGCCGCACAAGCAGCGCAAGAUGCACAAGCCGAUCCUGCAGAUGGUCAGGACGAAAUUCCAGAAAGAUCUAGAACAGUUGUACGAUUUGCUAUUGAGGAGGAAAGACCAGACAGUGGCAACUUGUCACAAGUGGAGGAAAUUGAAACUGAGCAAGGGUCAUCUGACUCUGGCGAGGAUGGAGAAGAAAGGACAAAGCAGGGUAAUGAAAGUGUGAACAAGGAAGGAGAACAAGCUGAAAGCGAAGCUGAAUCUGGGAGUGAUGAGGCAGACGGGGAAAGCGGAGUGGAAAGUGAGGGGACGAAGGACGAGGAAGAAGCAGAGAGUGGCGAGGGGGAAGAGGAAUCUGGAAGUGGUGAAGAAGCAGACGGAAGCGCUGAAGAGGAAGAAGAGGGAAGCUCUGAAAGCGAGAAAGAGGAGAAGGGCGAGAGUGGAAGUGGCGAGGGGGAGGAGGAGGGCAGUGAUGAAGGAGAUGGAUCAGGGUCAGGUGACCAAGGGGGGACAGAUGAUUCUAAUGAGGACACUGGAGAGGAUUCAAGUGGAGAAGCUUCCUGAUUGUUAAAGAACAGUUGCGUUCCUCCCCCUACUCCAAUGCCCGGUAACGAUGGUAAUGAACUUGAUCUCGACAAUUGCCCAGAUUUGUCUAAUUUUUUUGACCAAUUUGACGACCAACCUGAAAAUGAUGUACAUUUAAACUUUCCAGCCCCCACUCCAAUGCCACAGCUCAGCGAUGACUAGCUUGUCUUGUGCAUAAGCAUCCAUCGCAUCCUUUCCAUCAUCUCUCAAACUUUGUUACAAAUAAUCAGAUUCUAUGCUCUUACGCUUCACCAAAGUACAAAUUGCGUGACCCAUGUAUGCAAUGCACUUUGUACUGCAUACCACUUAUUUUUUUUAUUUUAUCACCCACCACUUCUUCACAACUAGCUACCAAAUCAUCAUCAUACCUAUUAUUUAUAAAUAACCUAGAAAAGAGACUACCAACAUUUUCUUCUUACAAUUAAAUACUGGUCAUAACCAAACAAUUUGCUGACUUGGUGGAAACGGAGAGCUGCAUUAUUAAACCCAUAACGAAUUAUAUUUUUCCAAAUGAUAUCAACGACGUUGAACUCAUUUUUCUAAGUCCACAAUUCCAGAGAAUAUAUGAAACUUGAGCUUUUUUUACUGUGCUACCGUCGGAUAACAAAUUUUUAUCGAAUUCUUUCAUCAUUAUUAGAAAGAGAAUGGAAUUUUGUUAUGAUGCAUACCAAUUUAUUAUUCAUUGUGGAAAUGAAAACCUCUUGUGUUAGUCAGUCAGUCUAUAAAACUAUUUCGUUAUUUUUGUGUGCGUGUACUUUAUGACAACGCUUUUGUUUCAGUUCAUUUGAAUAUGCAUACAAACAUCUAUAACAUAACAUACACAUCAAUUUGUGUAUGUUAUUUAAUCAUAUUUAUGUAUUACUCACCCAUACAUUCUGUAAACUGAGGCUGAGUAAUGUGUAGCAAUCUUGUAGAGGUACAACAGGAUGAGACGUUUUUCGAAGCUUGAACUUUUAUGUUGUGCGUACUUUAAUUGUGUCUCAUUUUUCUGCAUUUGCAUUUUACCUUCAUUUUGUACAUACUUUAACAGUAUUAUAAUUAUGUGUUUAGGAUUAUGCAUGGUAUAAAUACAUUGUCGUCCCGGUGUCAUGUGUGUGAUACAUAAAGUGGUCAACUUUUAGUCCUAUUCUCUGUCUGUACCUAAAGUAAACGAAAGAUCUGAAAAGUAGUAUCAAGUAAUCUGUAGAUUUGUGUGUCAAACCAAGGGAAUCAUAAUCAUAAAACGUGAUUUACGGAUCCAAUAUAUCAUAUUCACUUCAAUUUGAAGUUUUGAAAUGUGACCAUAUAGUUCUCCAUCUAGUUCCCACCGAAUUAAUGUUGUACGCUUUGUAGAUGUUUAGAUAUUGGCAUUUAUAAAUGUUGUGAUAACAAAAAUUAAUGUGUGCGUAUUUAUAUGCAUCCACAUACCUACAUGUCUCUUUUCUCUAUGUCAUAAAAGGAAUUUAGGUCUCAGCAUUGUUAUUAAAUUAUUCUCAGUACUGUGGUCAGUACAGUAGUCAGCUAGUAGAAUAUAUAUGUAUACAUACAUAUGCUUAACUUAUUGUUUUUAAUUUCAUCAAGUAUUGUCUCCUUAUAAUGGUAUCCCUUAUGUCUCAUUCAUUAAAAAAAUUCAAUUGUUGUUUCACAGUUCCUCAACGAACUCUAAUUAACAAAUGAUUGGCUGUUCUCAAUCUAUUUAAAUGUUUUGAAAUUUCUCGGUGUGUAAAAUAAAUCGAUUAAUAGUUCAAUCUCACAAAA